This is a messenger RNA of Ochlerotatus camptorhynchus, 2241 nucleotides long. It is a transcript of the gene Pmp70, whose product is annotated as ATP binding cassette subfamily D member Pmp70. The coding region runs from base 257 to 2236 and encodes 659 amino acids. The record is from RefSeq and is a predicted model, not a curated record. Lineage: Eukaryota; Metazoa; Arthropoda; Insecta; Diptera; Culicidae. Gene Ontology annotation, molecular function: ATP hydrolysis activity; ATP binding; long-chain fatty acid transmembrane transporter activity. Gene Ontology annotation, biological process: fatty acid beta-oxidation; very long-chain fatty acid catabolic process; peroxisome organization. Gene Ontology annotation, cellular component: peroxisomal membrane. The transcript is spliced from 10 exons.
CUUCCCUGUGUGCUGGUGUAUUAUAGUGGAGCACAAAGAUAGCAAUAGGCUGCCAAGUGUAUCUGGCUGCAGUCAGUGAAUUGAAUUUAAUUCCACCUUCAUUACGUUUUCCAACAAACGAAAAGCGAAGAAGUGAACGGAAAGCCGAUCGCUACAGUAUUGCAUCGUACGUUGUGAGUCCGGAGUAGGGAUAAUCGGAAGUAUAUAAUUUCUAACACUCUUAGAAAGCUGGAUUGUGGAGCUGUUCUAACAGGAAAUGGCACCCAAUUUGAGUAAGCUAGUUGGAGGGAAUCAUAACCUUGCGAUAGCGAUCGCAGGAUGUACCGCUGCCACCUGGAUAAUUAUAUACGGCAAGCAGGUUCACAAAGCUCGCAAACAACGACCCGAAGAUGAGAUUCAGUACUUCAUCAGUGACAAGAAGGAAAAACGCACGACAAAGGCACAUGUAAACUCCGUGUUUUUCAAGCAACUACGUGCCCUGAUAAAAAUAAUCAUUCCGAAGACAUGGAGCAAAGAGAAUGGUCUUCUGCUGGUGAUAGCAGCCUCGCUGAUCGCUCGGUCAAUCAGCGACAUCUGGAUGAUCCAGAAUGCGACAUCCAUCGAAAGCACCAUCAUCACGAUGAACAAGAGUCAAUUCCACACGGCGUUAAUCAAGUACCUCUCGGCGCUACCGGCUAUUGCAGUAGUGAACAACGUACUGAAAUGGAGUAUUGGAGAGCUGAAGCUUAGAUUUAGGACUAAUAUGUCACAAUAUUUAUACGCAGAGUACCUGAAGGGAUUCACCUACUACAAAAUGUCCAACCUAGACAAUCGAAUAGCGAACGCUGAUCAGCUGCUGACGACCGAUAUUGACAAAUUUUGCGAAAGUGUCACCGAUCUUUAUUCCAAUAUUUGCAAACCGCUGUUGGACAUUGUGAUAUACGUGUACCGGUUGACGACGAAUCUGGGCGGAACGACACCCGGCAUUUUGUUGUUGUAUCUGUUCUUCUCCGGCGUGUUCCUGACGAACUUGAGGAAACCGACGGGUCGGCUUACGGUUAUGGAGCAGAAAUUGGAAGGCGAGUUCCGAUACGUCAACAGCAGGCUUAUUACGAAUUCGGAGGAGAUUGCCUUCUACAAGGGAAACAACCGCGAAAAGCUGACAAUUCUGGCGAGCUUCAACAAACUGGUUGCACAUAUGCGGAAGUUCCUCGAAUUCCGCGUCGGAAUGGGCAUCGUGGACAACAUGAUUGCUAAAUACAUUGCUACCGUGGUUGGAUUCUACGCCGUGUCCUUGCCGUUCUUCGAGAAGAAUCACCCGCUGUUGACAGGUGACCAAGCCGGCGAGCGGUUAAGCAGAUACUACACAUUCGGGCGUAUGUUGGUCAAAUUGGCGGAAGCCAUCGGACGCCUGGUGCUGGCAGGACGUGAAAUGUCCCGUUUGGCUGGUUUCACUGCCCGUAUGACCGAGCUGACGGUAGUGUUGAAGGAUUUGAAUGCCGGUCGGUACGAGCGUACCAUGGUUAGCAAUUCGAGUGUGGCCGAUGCCGAGAUAGGGCCGGGCAAGGGCUUGAUGAAAUUCCAGGAUAACAUCAUCACGUUCGAGCAUGUGCCGCUGGUAACUCCGAACGGGGACGUGUUGGUGAAGGAUUUGAACUUUGAAGUCAAAUCCGGCAUGAAUGUGUUGGUUUGUGGUCCGAACGGAUGUGGCAAGAGCAGUUUGUUCCGCAUUCUUGGCGAACUGUGGCCUACGUGGGGCGGAAAGGUGACGAAACCACCGUCCGGAAAGCUGUUCUACAUUCCACAGAGACCGUAUAUGACGUUGGGAACGCUGCGGGAUCAGAUCAUCUAUCCCCAUACGCAUCAGGAAAUGAAACGGCGUGGCAAGACGGAUGCCGAUUUGCUCGCUUUCCUGGAAUUGGUACAGCUAUCGUACCUGCAGGUACGGGAGAAAGGUUUGGAUGCAAUCGAAGAUUGGAUUGAUGUUUUGUCGGGUGGCGAGAAACAGCGAAUCGCGAUGGCACGGCUUUUCUAUCACUGUCCACAGUUUGCCAUUCUGGAUGAGUGCACAUCGGCCGUCUCGGUGGACGUCGAAGGAAGCAUGUACGAGUACUGCCGUAAAGUUGGCAUUACGCUGUUUACCGUGUCUCAUCGCAAGUCGCUGUGGAAGCACCACGACUACUAUCUGCAAUUUGACGGUCAUGGGGCGUAUGACUAUGCGCCAAUCGACGGCAGUGAGCAGCAGUUCGGUUCCUAAGACCA